Messenger RNA from Penicillium malachiteum, 1389 nucleotides. RefSeq lists its product as uncharacterized. The record is from RefSeq and is a predicted model, not a curated record. The coding region runs from base 1 to 1389 and encodes 462 amino acids. Lineage: Eukaryota; Fungi; Ascomycota; Eurotiomycetes; Eurotiales; Aspergillaceae. The transcript has a single exon.
AUGUUACUUACUCUCCAACCUCAACAGACCGGAGGGGCAAAUGUCAAUGAGUACACGGUUAUUCACAAGAUCCACCCGACCCCACGGUCUUCGUGGUCUGACACCUCAUCUGGACAAGAUCCACAGCCUAUGGAAUCUUCCCAAAGAGAGCUUCCGCCGUCCUCUACUUUGAACCUGCCUGCAGCAAUGCCCACUCCAUUACCCCCGCCGCCGUCACAAUGGCAAGGAACUGAAUCUAUGCAACAGUGGUUGCUGGCUAAGACCGAAGAGGACCGUCGAAGCCAAGAAGAGGAAAAGACCCGUCAGGAAACUUUGCGAUUGGAGCAACGUAGAAUCGAACAAAUGAUUCUUAUCGAGUCAUUGCGUGCUGGCGUGCCUCCACCCAUGGUGCCAUUGAUCUUUGCGGCCAUGCAUAGUUCGGGUGCGGGAAACCUCCAGCUGAUGAUUGAUACAGCUCAGCAAUGGAUGGCGCAGCCAUCUAGAAGUGCUAUGGCGCCUGGUGCUCAACAACAACAAGCAUAUCAAAGUCACAGUCUCUCUACAACGCUCCCACCGAUACAGAGCCAACAAUUGCCAAGUCAAGUGGCUGCAGGUGAACCCCAACGGGAUCCACGCACACCUGCGUCCAAUGUGUAUACCCCUCAACAUCCGACCAUGGGUAUUAUCAAUACUGCCCCGCAGCCAGCUGGAAAUGGGAGCUCAAUGUCCUCAGCUGCGGGUACCCCAGUUCCAUUGCCUGCUCAUCUACCCCGGCCUAUCGAAAUGCAGCAGCCAGCCAUGCAGACGGCUCACGUUGGCCCUGUACAGUACGUGGCGGCUCCACAUGUUCCUCAGCACGCUCCUAUGCGACAAGAUCCACGCCCACGCCGCCCCUCACCUUCCAUCUCAUUUCACCACUGGGUGCCUCCAGGACAGCCCUCUCAUGCGCCAGCCUCCGCCAGAAGUCAACCGGAAUCGAUUCCAGCCGAUCCAGCGCCUUCGGCCAUGCGCCAUGACUCCCCCAGUCGUAAGAGAAAGCCGCAGGCAGCUCAUACACCGAUCGCUCCUCCCGCUCGACCAUCGGAAUUUGUUCCAGCGGAGGCACAAUCUGGCCGUCAGAGCCCAAUUAUUGGCACGCCGCAGCACGCACAUGGAACGCCGGGUAUCACGACUGCGCAUGAGUCUUAUCACCAUGAAGAGAGACCGGAAACUCGGCAACGGGAAUCCCCAGAGAUGAGCCCCUGGGCUCGCAGAGGUAAAUCUGGACGGGGCUUCAAACGGGAACAUCAUUCUCGCAGCCCGGAACGAAGCCGGAAAGCCCAGGAUCACCCGUCAUCUCGACAUAAAACUACGGCGUCGGACGAGGAGAACAUUUCAGAUCCUUCUCCAGAUACCGGUGGGAGUACCUAG